This is a messenger RNA of Candida dubliniensis CD36, 1746 nucleotides long. RefSeq lists its product as uncharacterized. The transcript has 2 exons. NCBI's taxonomy places the organism in Eukaryota, Fungi, Ascomycota, Pichiomycetes, Serinales, Debaryomycetaceae. The coding region runs from base 1 to 1746 and encodes 581 amino acids. The record is from RefSeq and is a predicted model, not a curated record.
AUGAAUAACAGAGAAUUAAAAAAAGAUGCAAGAAUACGAGGUUCAGGUCAACGAAAUAUACAAUCAUCUCAAUUAAAUAUCAAUCAAGAACCAAUAUCUGAUAGGAAAAUCAAAAAAGAUUCACGAAUUCGAGGUUCAGGUUCAAGAAAUGUAAAAGUAAAUCAUUUAAAUAUUGAUCCAUCAGAAAACAAACGAUUAGUGUCUCAACUUUCAUCAGCUUUAAUUAAAGAUGGAGAUUUAGAAUUAUCACGAUCAAGUAGAAGAAAAUCAUCUAUACUACCUUAUAAAAUUAUUGAACGACCGAAAAUAUCUCGGAAAUCAACUACAAAACGAGUUAGUUUCAAAGAAAAUGAACAACAACCACCACCACCACCACCACCACCACCACCACAACAACAACAACAACAAGAAUCGGAUCAAAUAUCAAAUUUGCAAAAUUUCAAUGAUCAAGAAAAUUUCGACUAUUCACAAUCAAAUAUAACUGAAGAUUCACUUAUACCGUCAAUUGAAUCACAAAUUGGAAAACCGAAAAAAAGAAAACCUUCACGUGGGAAGAUAUCAAAAAAUGCCACUGACAGUAAUGACAGUUUAUCAACGGGAUCGAUUUUGAAAAACACCAAUAAACUAAAUUCCAAAUCCCCCAAACCAAAAUCUAAAAUAGACACACAUUCAAACUUAAUUAAAAGACAUUCUGUAUCUAAAUCAAUUUCUGGUGAUAAUCCAAGAAGAAGUUCCAUAAUGGAAACAAGUCUUUUUGGUGAUACUGAAAGUGAAGAUUCAAGAGUCAAAACAAUAUCCAAUGCAUCUAAAAAAAUAUCAUCUGGUUUGAAAAAAUCAUCAAACUCUGUUGAAUCUUCACUUAUUUCAGAAUCAUUAACCAAAGAAGUAGAAUCAUUCCAACCAUCACCCAUAAUUUCAAAACAACCUAAUGUUGACAUAGCGUCAAGUGAAGAAUCUGAAGUAGACUCGGAGGUGGAGGAUGAUGAUGAUGAUGAUGAUGAUGAUGAUGACGACGACGACAUUGGAAACAGAAAUGAUGGUGCUUAUUAUGAUCCAGAUUAUGGCAAACCAAUCAUAUCACGUAGAAAAAGAUUACCUAUCAUUUCAUCUCGAAAGAAACGGGUGCUACCAUUAUUUGAUAAUGAUAAUACUAAUGUUAAUGGUGGGAAAAUUAGGAAAACAUUAACAAUUGAUUAUCCAAGUCUUGUGAAUGCAGCAAAUACUCGAGGUCGAGUACAACGAGCAAGAAUGUUAGAUGUUUUACGAUAUUUGGUGUCUUCAUUUGAUCCUGAAGUUCCUGAUAAUAGAUUACAUUUACAUCAACGGUUUCAAAAACAUUUACUUGCUAGUAUUGAUAAUAUUAGAGAUGCAGCAACUUCAGUAGAAGAUGUGGCGAAAAAUAUUGCUUCAGUUCAAAAAGCGAAAAAACAAUUGAGACAAAUGAUAUUGGAUUUAAGAAAAGAUCAUACUGAUAUAGGUAAUCAAUUGAAUGAAUUACGUCUUCAAGUAACAAAUAAAAAGAAAGAAACCGAAAGUUUGAAUAUGAUACAUAAUCAAUUACAAGAAGUUAAAACUUACAUUGAAACCCCAGAUAAUAACAAUAAUGUUAAAAUCAAUGGAAAUUUAAGUGCUACUGUCCAUAUGCAACUUUCAUCAUUGCAAAAAAUUGCCAAUCAAACUUCAGGAUUACGUCCUACACUUGAACGAAUAAACAAUAAAUUAGAAACUUUGGAUAAUAGUAUAUAA